AUGCGGUCGCGCCAUAUGGCUCUGGCGGCACUUGUUGACGUCGAGCUUGAAGAUACGGCACUCGAGAUGGUCGGGGAUACGAACACGAGUACGCAUUACUCGCUCCCCGGCCGGGCACGAGUCACCUUUCCCGCCCUCCCAUCCUCUCUAGGCGGCCGCUUCCGCCUGCUGCACAAAGUCACCAUCACGAUCGAGGGCAAGGCAGAAUACACCGACCCCGAGGGACGGUACACUCCUCUCCGGGUCUAUCGCGCUACUCACGCCCUCCUCCCAUCGCCAUAUACCAUUCGGCCUUAUUGCUCCUCCUUCGGGAGUAUCACUCUCGACCUGUCCUUCGACCUUCGGGUGCCGGGCUGGCUCCCGCCCUCCCACCUCAGUCGACACAGUAGUACGAAUUACGGCUUGGUAGCCGACGCGACUGUGGGUUGGGCCAACGAGACCGUCUUCUCGGGGUCGGGCGUGUCGGCCACGCCGUUACUGGUGGAUGGCCAGUUUGCGCUCGCCCAGAUGAGCCGGUCCGCAUAUGCACCGCUCGAGGUGAGGAGGCACCGUAUUCCCGGUCCCAUUCCACGGGGGGGAGCACCACGCCGCCAUUAUCCGUUUAGGUGCAAGACGCUCCCGGUUGACUUGUCUAUUCGUCACGCAGAGUACGCCGACCUUGGAGACCCGAAGGGAAUCAAGAUCGACAUGCAGCUGCGUGCGAGCGUGAGCCGGUGGGACGAGCACGAGGCGGGCGUGAGCCAGCAGGUCGCCCGGGCCCAGCGAGACGCUAGCGAGAGUGCUUCUGAGCGGGGAUGCAGCGAGGGUGCAGAGCGUGAAUCCAGCGAGCCGGCCUCCAGUCCCGAGAGCACCGGCCCCGCCGUCGCGCAUGUCGUCCACAUCGCCAUGGAAGUCGAGGAACGGGAGGACGUACGUUCCACCCCAGCAGGCAUGUUCCUCUCCGCCUUCCCUCUCCCGCCUCAAGACGGGCCACUCCUCGGACCAUCUCGUGCGCCGACUACACCAGCCACACUCGAACCGGUGCGGCGGCGCGUGGCGCGCGCAUGUCUCCUCCUCCCGAACGGGCAGGCACAGAGCCACACGUUCGACGAUCCACGUCCCGUGGGACCCUCCACAAAGCGGAUCAAGGGCGCCCUGACGUUCAAUGAGAUCGGGCGGUUUCCGGUACCCAACGCCACGGGGCCAUUUGUCAAGGUUACCCACUUCCUCAAGACGCAUGUUACGUUUGAGCGCGCGGGAGAGUAUUAUACGGAGACGUUCAAGACCCCCGUCCGGCUCGUCACCUGUCCCACGCCGCGUGGGAGCGUUCCCCCGCCCUAUAUCACCGUGUUCCACGAGAACGGCGACCUGCGCGACUGCGACCCACUUCCCCUGUAUGCGCCCGCCGAGGACGACGUCGACAUGGUCGAGGCACUCACGCGUGACGCCUCGCCGCCCACUGAGGCCGAGUCGUCACCCUCGCCUCCCUCGUCAUCCCGGCCACUUCCCGAGGCGGAGCACCGCAGCGCUGCUGACGACCUGUCGCCCGCGAACCGCAAGCUGUUCGAGCAGUGGGCACGCGAGGCGUCGGCCCCACUCGAGGGCAACGCUUAG
Molecule: messenger RNA, 1593 nt
Organism: Cutaneotrichosporon cavernicola
Lineage: Eukaryota; Fungi; Basidiomycota; Tremellomycetes; Trichosporonales; Trichosporonaceae
Exons: 3
Coding region: 1-1593 (530 amino acids)
Source: RefSeq, a predicted model, not a curated record